This is a messenger RNA of Lodderomyces jiufengensis, 1404 nucleotides long. RefSeq lists its product as uncharacterized. Gene Ontology annotation, cellular component: Golgi apparatus. NCBI's taxonomy places the organism in Eukaryota, Fungi, Ascomycota, Pichiomycetes, Serinales, Debaryomycetaceae. Gene Ontology annotation, molecular function: small GTPase binding. The coding region runs from base 1 to 1404 and encodes 467 amino acids. The transcript has a single exon. The record is from RefSeq and is a predicted model, not a curated record. Gene Ontology annotation, biological process: Golgi organization; endoplasmic reticulum to Golgi vesicle-mediated transport.
AUGGGUAAAAACAAGAAAAAACAAAAUAGUAAUGGGAAUGGGCAUAAUGCUAAGGCCAAUCUAGAAAAGAAUGGGGAUAUCAAAGAAGAAGAAGUUGACAAAAAAUCUGGAACAUCAGAGAUUCAAGCAUCAGUUGACUCACUUACAAUAGAAGAAGAAGAAGAACUUACAAAGGAUUUAUCAUCUUCAGAUCAACCUAUCGAAAGUAAUGGGAAAAGCAAUAAUAUACAAAAUAAUUCUAAAGAGUCUGAAGACGUAGUGCUAUCUCAAAAACUAAAAGAAUUAGAGGAGGAGAAAGAUAAGAUACAACAAGCAUAUGAUUCAUUGUAUAGCAAACUAUCUGGAACUAAGGCUUAUUUUCAAAAAAUGAAGGAAAAUGAAGAACAACUAGAACAAUCUUUGGAGGAGUUAACCAAAGAAAAUGAAGAAUUGAAAAUUAAAAAUACCAACUUAAGUAAGUCAUUAGUAGCACAAACCAAGAAUAAAGUUGAUUCCUCAGAACUAAAAAUUCUUCAAGAACAAAAUAAUGAUUUGAAUAAUGAAUGUGAAAAACUAAGUGAUGCAUUAACCAAAAGUAGACGAGAGUAUACAACAACUAUACAAGAAUUACAAGAUGAAAAAUAUAAUCUAGAAAAUCAAAACUCAAAACUAUCCAAAAACAUACAUGAAUUAAAACAAGAAAUCAAUGAACUUACAAUAGCUCAAGGAGAAUUUAAUAUAGAACAAAAAAAUUAUACUAAUGAAAUUAAUGACUCUAAAGAAAAAUUAGAAUUAAAAGAAAAAGAUUUACAAAAAUAUGUUGAAAAAUUAAAUGAAAUUAAUAAUUUAAUAACUACGAAUGAAGCUGAAUACAAGCUCGAGAAAUCAAAUUUAGAAUCAAAAGUGUAUACUUUGGAGAAAUCAAUUGAAGAUCACAACUCCACAAACAAUGCAUUAAAAGAGGAGCUUGAAACCAAAAACGCAAAACAAAUGGAAUUGGAAAAAGAAGUUGCAAAAAUACAGGACCUAAAGACAGAAAUUAAUAAUAAACAAUUACUCAUAGGAAAACUACGUCAUGAAGCUAUCAUACUAAAUGAACAUUUAACAAAAGCAUUAACAAUGUUAAAACAAGGUGGAGAUAGUUCAAACAAAUCAGUUGACAGAGAAUUAAUUUCAAAUGUAAUAAUUAGUUUUUUGCAAUUCCCAAGAGGUGAUUCCAAAAAAUUUGAAGCAUUACAAUUAAUAAGUGCAUUAUUAGAAUGGGAUCAACUGCAAAAAGUUGCUGCUGGCUUACAACAUAUUCCGAAUCAAAAAGGCGCUACAGGACAAAAUAAAUUCGAUGUUGAUGGUAAUGAAAUUCCUCAAAGACAAAGUUUUGUAUCAUUAUGGACUGAAUAUUUAGAAAAAGAAUCUAGUAAAAAAUGA